Messenger RNA from Melanaphis sacchari, 1143 nucleotides. RefSeq lists its product as uncharacterized. The transcript is spliced from 3 exons. The coding region runs from base 1 to 1143 and encodes 380 amino acids. The record is from RefSeq and is a predicted model, not a curated record. NCBI's taxonomy places the organism in Eukaryota, Metazoa, Arthropoda, Insecta, Hemiptera, Aphididae.
AUGUCUUUCCGAAAACAUGAAUCUGGUGCUUCAAAACGAAGAGCCCUGAAAAUUAGAAAUGAGUACGAAGCCAAAAUUCCUAAAUUGUCAAAUUUCUUUCGACCAAUUGAAAAUCCUGCAUUUGAGCAAAAAAUGAAAAACACCGUCAGCGAAAUUGAUACAAACACUGAUAAAAAAAUAUUGACGGAGUUGGAAAUAAAUAAUGAUCCUGCAUUGUGGCCGUCAAUGAGUGAAACCGUCCGAGAAAAAUCUUCCUUACGAGAUUAUAAAAACCAAAAAAGGUAUUUUUCUUGUAAUUUUUUUAUACGAACUUUGGUGAAUGGAGAGAAACACGAACGAUUAUGGUUGAUGUACUCUGAAUCAACAGGGAACGUAUUUUGUUUUGUCUGUAUGUUAUUCAAUAGUAAUAGUUCAAUGAAUCCUUUUGUAAAAAAUGGAUUUUCAAAUUGGAAGAAGGGCGAUGAAAGAAUUAGUGGUCAUGAAAACAGUUCUGUACACCAGGUAUGCACGAUGAAAUGGCUUCAUCGUUUGAAUAAUAAAACAAAUAUUAAUAAACAGUUAACGAAACAAUUAGAAGUAGAAGAAAAUUAUUGGAUCGAUAUUUUAAAACGCGUUGUUGAAGCUAUUCGUUUUCUUUCGACACGAGGUCUUGCAUUUCGAGGUAGUCAUGAAGUGAUUGGAGUUACGGAUAAUGGUAAUUAUUUAGGAAUACUUGAGUUGAUUGCUAAAUUUGAUCCUGUAUUGAAAGCACACAUAGAAAAUUAUGGUAACAAAGGCAGGGGCAGUGUGUCUUACAUAUCAAAAACUAUCUGUGAGGAACUUAUUGGUAUCAUGUCUUUAAAAGUGUUUGAUCACAUUGUCGAUGAAAUUAUUAAAUCUAAGUAUUUUGGUAUUGUCGUUGAUUCAACUCCAGAUCUUGCCCAUAUUGAUCAGCUGUCGAUAAUCAUACGUUAUUGUUUGAAUGGUAUGGUACAUGAAAGAUUUCUUGGCUUUGUUUCUUUUCAUAGCCAUACUGGCGAAGCUCUAGCUACGACUGUCUUAGAAUUUCUCAAACGAAGUGGUAUCGAUAUUGCCAACUGUCGUGCGAAAACGUAUGAUAAUGCUGCCAAAAUGUCUGGAAGAUAUCAUGGACUACAGGCUUAA